Melanotaenia boesemani (Boeseman's rainbowfish) is the source of this 1380-nucleotide messenger RNA. RefSeq names its product solute carrier family 25 member 4 (gene slc25a4). The transcript has 4 exons. NCBI's taxonomy places the organism in Eukaryota, Metazoa, Chordata, Actinopteri, Atheriniformes, Melanotaeniidae. Gene Ontology annotation, cellular component: mitochondrial inner membrane. Gene Ontology annotation, biological process: mitochondrial ADP transmembrane transport; mitochondrial ATP transmembrane transport. Bases 100 to 999 code for a protein of 299 amino acids. Gene Ontology annotation, molecular function: ATP:ADP antiporter activity. The record is from RefSeq and is a predicted model, not a curated record.
GGUGCCUCGUCCACUUGGAGGGGCGUAGGGUUUCCUUGAGGAGCUUGGUGACGUUUGGAAAGGGCUAGGGUUUAAAACCUGCACAAAGAAAAUUAAACCAUGUCGGACGCAGUGGUUAGUUUCAUGAAGGACUUUUUGGCCGGUGGCAUUGCCGCUGCCAUCUCCAAAACAGCUGUCGCUCCCAUUGAGAGAGUCAAGCUAUUGUUGCAGGUCCAGCAUGCCAGCAAACAGAUCACCGUCGAGACACAGUACAAGGGAAUCAUGGACUGUGUGGUUAGAAUCCCCAAGGAACAAGGCUUCAUUUCUUUCUGGAGAGGCAACCUGGCCAACGUCAUCCGUUACUUCCCCACUCAAGCUCUUAACUUCGCCUUCAAAGACAAGUACAAGAAGAUCUUCCUCGGGGGUGUUGAUCAAAAAACACAGUUCUGGCGUUACUUUGCUGGUAAUUUGGCAUCAGGCGGCGCCGCAGGUGCCACUUCGCUCUGUUUUGUCUACCCACUCGACUUCGCCAGAACGAGACUGGCUGCCGACAUCGGCAAGGGCGCAGCAGAGAGAGAAUUCACCGGUCUUGGAAACUGUAUCGCCAAGAUCUUCAAAACCGAUGGCCUCAAGGGUCUUUACCUUGGAUUCAAUGUGUCUGUACAGGGUAUUAUCAUAUACAGAGCGGCUUACUUUGGAUGCUUCGACACAGCUAAAGGUAUGCUGCCAGAUCCCAAGAACACUCACAUCAUUGUCAGCUGGAUGAUCGCCCAGACUGUCACGGCUGUAGCAGGUCUUGUCUCAUACCCCUUCGACACCGUCAGACGUCGCAUGAUGAUGCAGUCAGGACGCAAAGGAGCUGACAUCAUGUACAAGGGCACAAUCGACUGCUGGAAGAAGAUCCUUAAAGACGAGGGAUCACGAGCCUUCUUCAAGGGUGCCUGGUCUAACGUGAUCAGAGGCAUGGGUGGCGCCUUUGUAUUGGUGCUGUACGAUGAGAUCAAGAAGUUCUCUUCCUAAACUCUUCCCCCCCAACUCAAGGAAAUUAUCCACUAUGUUAAAGUCUUAUUUUUUGUUAUAUAGUUUUAACAACUUGGUAAAUUACAACGUGGGCAUAUAGGCUACCCCUCCCACGCAGCAGCCAUGGGGGAUGGGUUGCUAUACUUCACCUAUGUCCAAACAAAUGUGUAUAUAUCAGAUUUGCUAUGAGGCAGUCUGUAAGCUUGACAGCUGGUGGAGAUAACAUGAAGAUGCAGAAGAUAAAGGCCGGUUGGUGAUAGUUUGUGAAGCACUUGCAGAGGCUCAUACGUUAUGUUGUGACCACUCUGACCCUCUUAACCCUCCUCAUAUACUAUUUAUAAAGAAUAAAGAUUUAUUAAUCUAAUGAACCAGUCUGUUUUC